Molecule: messenger RNA, 1939 nt
Organism: Lutzomyia longipalpis
Lineage: Eukaryota; Metazoa; Arthropoda; Insecta; Diptera; Psychodidae
Gene: Spf45
Product: splicing factor 45
Exons: 3
Coding region: 277-1464 (395 amino acids)
Biological process (GO): alternative mRNA splicing, via spliceosome; mRNA cis splicing, via spliceosome
Cellular component (GO): precatalytic spliceosome
Molecular function (GO): RNA binding
Source: RefSeq, a predicted model, not a curated record
CUCUAAGUGUUAAUAUUUAUUUAAGUUUCAUUAGAAACUGUAACAUAAAUAACAGCUGUGGCUGCUAGUUUAACAACCCAAAAAAAGACAUUUCCAUAGAAAGUCCAAACGAUUGUCUUGGGAAUUUUCUUUGUUACUCUAUUGUAGAAAAAUCAGUUUGUAUGGAGAGACGCUUGAAAGUAAAAUUCAUUGUUUGAAAUCGUGAAGCUAUCUUGUUAAAAUACGAAAAAAAGAAUCACAGCUAAAAGUUCAUUUUUGGGAUUGAUUCAGCAAAACAUGGCUCUAUACGACGAUUUGGAUACUAAACAGAAAACAGAUCAAAUUGAUGGCUGGUCGUCUGGGAUAAAACUCUUGCAAACGCAAUUAGCUGUAAAGAAAGUAGUGCCACAGCGAAAUAUUGCCCCUCGUAAGGCAAUCACAUUAGCCCCAGUUAUAGAUCUAAAAGCCAAAAAGGAAAUUUCGGAAGAAACGUUCAGUAAUACACAGAAUGAAGUACACCAGAUUUAUCCGUCACUGUUGAAAAACGUUUCACAAAAUAUCUUUGGACCAACUAAUCAAUCAAGAGAACGUUCAUCGGAUGGAGUAGAGUGGAACGUGGUGGAUGAAUAUGAUCCGAUAUGGCCAAAUGACUAUGAAAAACUUGUAAAAGUUAAGAGAGAUAAGGAAAAAGAAAAAUUAAGGGAACGAGAAGAACGAAAACGUGAAGAAAGGAAUACAAAACGUAAAGUUAGUGGAGUACCGAGGACUACAGCUGAAGAUGAAUCGCCUCCCGCAAAGUAUUUAGGCUUUGGUGGAAGACGACAUGCACACUCAGAUGAUGAAGAUGCAUGCAGUAAAUCACCGCCAACUGCUAGAGCAUCCUUAGGUGCUGCUAUUGCUCCACCACCGUCCUUACAGGAGAAUCUUGUAUCAGAAAAGUCAUCCGCUGGUAAUGUCACCUAUGGUACCAGCAGUGUUGCAGCAAAAAUAAUGGCAAAGUACGGCUUCAAGGAUGGUCAAGGAUUGGGCAAGCAGGAACAAGGUAUGUCUGUGGCCCUUCAAGUUGAAAAAACAUCUAAACGAGGCGGCAGGAUAAUUCACGAGAAGGAAUUUAUAACGCCCCUCUCGGCUGCUUCAAGUCCACCACCACAAUCUGCCGAACCCAGUAUCACAGAAAUAAUGAAGUCUCCCAGCAAAGUUGUCAUCUUACGAAACAUGGUAGGACCGGGUGAUGUAGAUUCUGAAUUGGAGCCUGAGGUGAAAGAUGAAUGCAACACAAAAUAUGGUGACGUUGUGACGGUUGUCAUUCAUGAAGUACCAGAUACAAAUCCGGAAGAAGCUGUACGGAUAUUUGUGGAGUUUAAAAGAAUUGAAAGCGCCAUCAAGGCUGUUGUCGAUCUCAAUGGCAGAUUCUUCGGUGGACGACAAGUUAAGGCAGGAUUUUAUGAUUUUGAGAAAUUUCAGAAUCUUCAACUUCUUGGAUAAGAAUGCAGGAAAAAUUCUGAUUGAAUAAUUUUUUGUAUAUUAUAUUUUUUUAAAGUAAUUGCACCGAAAACAUGAGUAUAGUCUUAUUGCAGAAAAAAAACUGUAUCUAACGUUUGUAAGCAUACCUAGCAGUUACACAUACCUACUUACACUGUGUUUGUAUUAACUUGAAUACAAAUAAAAAUUUAAAAAAAAAAGUUUUUUGCUCAGUAAAAUUUUAAGCUUUAUUUUGUAGUAUUGUAAUAUCAUUUAAUUUCUGAUUUUAAACGAUAAUCUACAACCGCUACAUAAUUUUAAUUAGGAAAAUUAAUACUAUCUUUUUAAAUAUUGUUGGUAUUUCAUAUAUCUGAGAUAUACAUAAAAUAUAUAUAAAUUGAAGAAGAAAAUACAUUAAAAAGUCUUGUAACGAAGAAAAUCACCGAAAUAUACCAUAAUAUUCUUUACCAAUUAAUAAACUAUAUAUGUACUACAUAAA